UAUAUAAGAAAAUGUCAAAUUGUGAUAAAACUUAUGAGUUGUAGAGAUUGUUUAGAGAGAAUCUUAGUUUUGAGUUAUUCUCUAACGUUGAAAACUUUAUACCUUCUCGUCACACCAAAUCCAAACCAAUGGGCAAAAUAUUUAUUGAAAUCUGUUUGAUAUCAGCACGACAACUUCUUGUUGGAUCCGGAUUUGGAUCCUCACUACUGAAACACCAAUGGUUCGCUGUUGGAUGGAUCGAUCCAGAAGAAAAGUAUUGCACCACAAUCGAUGAUUCAAGAUCAGACAACCCUCUUUGGAGAACAAAGUUCAUUUCUUCACUCGACGAUGAUGGUGAUUCCAAGAUUCAUGCCUUGAACGUUGAGGUUUAUAGCAGAGAACCAAUCUUCUUAACGAAGAAGCUUCAUGGCUCUGCUACUGUUCCCUUGAAGGAGUUUCUUGCUAUGUAUAAGAACCAGAGUUCUUCUAGUUCUGUUUUUGAGGAAACCAGAAGCUAUCAGCUCAGGAAGCAGAACUCAAGUAAGGCUCAAGGGUUUGUUGAUGUGUCGGUCCGUGUAUCUGCUGAAAGACAAGACUUUGGAGGUUUUACUGGAGAUUUUGGAGGAGUCAUGCUCUCUAACAACUCAAGUUACAUGGCCGGUUCAUCACAGCAUCCAUUUGCUUCAUUGAACCAGCCAAACAAUCCAAACUCAUUCUCAGCCCCGCCAAAUAACCACCACUCACCAAUGCCUAAUUUUCUAACGAGCAACGCUUGCCCACAAAUGCAACAACCUUACUAUCCUCCUCCACCGAUGCAGCAACCUUACUAUCCUCCUCCUCCACCAAUGGAGCAACCUUACUAUCCUUCUCCUCCACCGAUGCAGCAACCUUACUACCCUCCUCCACCUAUGCAACAACCUUACGAUCCAUCUGCACCAAUGCAGCCACCACCACCACCAGCAGGCUACAUGCCUUCAUACAUGUCGAGGUUGGAGAACGCUGUGAACGUUCCAUCAUCCUCAUCAUCUGGAGGAGCAGGAAGAGGAGCAAGGCCUGGACCAGGACUGGGAGCUGGUGCAGCUUCUUAUGGCAAGGACUAUAUCUCAGGAGCAGAGCCGGACGGGAAGUUUUCGGGGCCCUAUACAAAAUAAAAAAAAAUUACUGAUGAAUUAUUUAUUAUUGAUUUAUAAAUUUUGCAAGUUUCUUUUAAAACAAUUAGUAUAAAAUUGAUUCAAAUAUCAAUUAUACCAAUAUAAAGUUUAUCUAAUAUUUUAUAAUCAUUUCCAAAAACUAAAAUUUUAUAAAUUACAUUUUUACCUACUUUUUUAAUGAAUAUUUAUUUUAUAUACUAUUAUAUCAAAAUUUAUAUAUACAUAUACAGAUUUUUCUGUUUAAAGUGUGGCCUCAUAAAAUGGGAUCCUCAUUCAAAUGUUUCAAAUAAAUAUGUCCAAGCCUGGCUCUGGUCAGGAGGAUUCGACUUAUCUCUCCCAAAUAUUUCUAUCCCAAAUGGCUCCAUUUCCAUUGAUACUCCAUUGGGUCACACUCUUGAGUUGUAAAAUGGCAACAAGGCUUGUGAGAUUAUCUGAAAAAUUAUAAGACUAUAUAUGUAUUUGAUAUGAUAAGAGGUCCCAUUUGGUUUCUUAGGGAAUUUGAUCGAACUGUUAUUACUUUCUAUAUGGUGUUGUUAGAAUAUUUACAUAACAUGAUGUUUAUUAGCAAAUUAAUGGGUAUGAAUCUUGACAUGUAGCUCUACGUACAUAGUUCCUAGCAAUAAUAAUGUAGGUCCUACACCAUUUCCAUGUAAAAAAAAAGUUCGAUAAUAAGUUAAUAACCAAUGAAAAUUAAUUUAGCAAAAAAAAAACCAAUGAAAAUUAAAUAGGAGAGGACUGAGGCCUUUGAUGUCAGGAAAGGCCCGAAGAAAAUCUUAGGCUUAUGUCAUACCUUAGAAGACAGGUUUUAUGGACCUGAAAAAAGUUAUAAGUCAUGCCAUAGAUCCAACAACCGAAUUUAUAUUCAACUAGUAUAGGAUCUUUUCAAAAUUUGCAUUUUCGAAAAGUACUACACUUGUAUAUCAACGGAGGUUAUAAAAUGACCCGUAUACAAUAGAUUAAGAAGAUUAAUUUAUCUUAUAAAAAUUAUAUACAUAAGUUAAUGUUUUCAACCAUUCCAAAAACUAAAUUGAGCUUAUAUACCACCAAAGAAAAACCUCUAAGGUAGAUAAAGUAAUAUGUAGUAUUGUAUUGAUCUAUGAAAAUGAGAUUAGGUACAUUGAUAUUUCACGAUCAAUGUUCAAGAAAUGGCUAUGAGGUUGUUAGGAUUAGACGGACGCAUAUACCGAUUUUUUUGAACUCUUUUGAAAAAAUAUUUAAUUCAAACCCAAUUUGCUGACUGGGGGGAUUCUACCUAUACAGAGACUAAACCGAUUUUAGAACACUGUUCACAGUACAAUAAUUUCAACAGUAACAGUAAUGCUAUUAUCCUUAUAAAUUAAUAAUCAUUUUGUAGAUUAUAAGUGCAAUAGAUUUGUCGAGUUUUCUUUGUUUUUUGAUGUUUGCUGGGUUGUAUGUUCUAGGACAUCGUUUUCUCAUUUCAUUAAUGAAAAAAAUCUAAGUUGGAAAAAAAAAAGAUUUGUCGAGCUUUUAUAAAUGUACUUUUUGAAACAUGUUAAGGUAUCAU
This is a messenger RNA of Brassica napus (rape), 2655 nucleotides long. RefSeq names its product protein SRC2 homolog. Gene Ontology annotation, biological process: defense response. The record is from RefSeq and is a predicted model, not a curated record. The transcript is spliced from 2 exons. NCBI's taxonomy places the organism in Eukaryota, Viridiplantae, Streptophyta, Magnoliopsida, Brassicales, Brassicaceae. The coding region runs from base 129 to 1130 and encodes 333 amino acids.